AACAAUUCUCCCGGUCGCGCGAUUUGCAGUGACAGAGUAGCAUCAUUUUGUUCCAGCAGCCGCCGGGUUUUUGCGCCACCGCCAGCAACUAGCCGACGCCGUUCAACCCCAACGGAUAACCUUCAGCGCUGCCCAGCAAAGGCCAACCCAUCGCCUCCGGUUGACCACCCCACCUAGCCUCAAAUCCUAGAGAUCCACCGUUCCGCUGCCCACAACUAACGCAGGCCCCCACGCCCUGCGAUUUGGUCCUUCGUCGCCUCCUUUUGACACCAGCCCGCAACAGUCCAGGCGGAUCAUCAUCACCCAUAUAAGUACCCAAAGCCCAAAUAAAGCCGCGUGAAUGGAUUCAGCACCCACACCAGCACCAAGAACAUCACUCCGCUCGCAGGUGUUUGUGGCCGCUAGCGACCGCGGGGGGCGCCCAAACCUUGAUUAUCAGAAGUGCCGAGUUUGCGCGCGUCACCACGCGCUACGAACAUGCCCGCUCUUUAGAAGGAUGCAGCCAGCGCAGCGGUACUUGUUGGCGCGGGCCCAUAACUACUGCACCAACUGCCUGGCACUGUCGCACGCUACCAGCGAAUGCACAUCCCAGAUCACGUGCAGGAUAUGUGCACUGCCGCACCACACGAUGCUUCAUCGGGCCCCGCCGCCACCGCAGCCGCAUCGCCGUACCACAGCACCUCCAGCUCAAACACCUCCGACACCUGCAUCCCGCUCAAACGCAAAACAAAAUCGUCGCAACCCACCUACCCAGGCCGCUACCCAUCGCUACAAUCCGACUGCAGCCACCAUUACACAACCACGCACCGUCAAAUGUUCGGCAACAGGGCUCCAUACCGCUGCAUUCCGAGAAAAGACGGCAAAUCGGCUUAUGGAUGAGGCCAUUAGAGCGCUGGAGCAGUUGAAAGUGGCACUAGCCGUCUAGCGCGCCUAGGCGGGGCAGGAUGUUCAAGUGAGUGACUAGCGCACGCACCCCGCAUUAACCAUUCGUAUUUAUUGAAGUAUCUAGACUUGAAUUAUUUCUAUGAAAUGUAACUUUUUUGAACUAAUAAUUAGCUCGCAACGGGAACACCCCUAACAGCCAACCGGGUAGUUGGCAACGCGUGCGCUACUCGCUCACUUGAACGAUCACCAGCUGUCAAAGCAACAUAUGUAUACAUACAUAUAUAUCUUCUCUUGUCGAAAAACCACACGAUUUUGAACUGUGGCACUUGUUUUGGUAUUGUACUUAAAGUUAAA
Messenger RNA from Rhagoletis pomonella (apple maggot), 1239 nucleotides. RefSeq lists its product as uncharacterized. The coding region runs from base 341 to 925 and encodes 194 amino acids. Lineage: Eukaryota; Metazoa; Arthropoda; Insecta; Diptera; Tephritidae. The transcript is spliced from 2 exons. The record is from RefSeq and is a predicted model, not a curated record.